Scomber japonicus (chub mackerel) is the source of this 3970-nucleotide messenger RNA. RefSeq names its product ecotropic viral integration site 5b (gene evi5b). NCBI's taxonomy places the organism in Eukaryota, Metazoa, Chordata, Actinopteri, Scombriformes, Scombridae. Bases 56 to 2524 code for a protein of 822 amino acids. The transcript has 19 exons. The record is from RefSeq and is a predicted model, not a curated record.
GGUUGCUGGUAAGCUGAGUUCUACUCUCUCAUGGGUCAAGAACUCAGUCAGUCAGAUGGCUAGUCAGGUGGCCACGCCCACAUCCCUUCAGACCACUGCCACCACCUCCUCCUCUACGUCCCUGUCCUCGCCUGCCCUCUCUCCGUCCUCGCCGGCGCAGCUCAGUCCAGAUGAUGUGGAGCUGCUUGCUAAGCUUGAGGAACAGAACAGGCUGUUGGAGACUGACAGCAAGUCGCUUCGCUCCAUGAACGGCUCCAGGAGAAACAGCGGUUCCUCCCUGGUAUCUAGCUCCUCCGCCUCCUCCAACCUAUCCCACCUGGAGGAGGACUCGUGGAUUCUCUGGGGACGGAUAGUCAAUGAGUGGGAGGAUGUGCGCAAGAAGAAGGAGAAGCAGCUUAAGGAUCUUGUUAGAAAAGGGAUUCCUCACCACUUUCGGGCGAUCGUGUGGCAGCUGCUGUGCAACGCUCAGAACAUGCCCAUCAAGGAUCAGUACUCGGAGCUGCUGAAGAUGACGUCGCCCUGCGAGAAACUGAUUCGCAGGGACAUCGCCCGCACAUAUCCCGAACACGAAUUCUUCAAGGAGAAAGACAGCCUGGGUCAGGAAGUGCUCUUCAAUGUUAUGAAAGCAUAUUCACUGGUGGAUCGUGAGGUCGGCUAUUGUCAAGGAAGUGCAUUCAUUGUGGGACUGCUACUCAUGCAGAUGCCAGAAGAGGAGGCCUUCUGUGUGUUUGUGAAGUUGAUGCAGGACUACAGGUUACGAGAGCUCUUCAAACCCAGCAUGGCCGAGCUGGGACUCUGCAUGUACCAGUUUGAGUGCAUGAUUCAGGAGCAUCUCCCAGAGCUGCACAUACAUUUCCAGGCUCAGAGCUUUCACACCUCCAUGUACGCCUCCUCCUGGUUCCUCACCAUUUUCCUCACCUCCUUCCCUCUGGCUGUCGCCACGAGGAUCUUCGAUAUCUUUAUGUGUGAGGGACUGGAAAUAGUUUUCCGUGUGGGACUGGCUAUCCUCCAGAUGAACCAGACUGAACUCAUCCAGCUUGACAUGGAGGGAAUGUUACAGCACUUUCAGAAGGUCAUCCCACACCAGCUGGACAGUGGACCAGACAAAGUCAUCCAGGCUGCUUAUCAAGUUAAAUACAACGCCAAGAAGAUGAAAAAGUUAGAGAAGGAAUACACUACAAUCAAAACUAAAGAGAUGGAGGAGCAGGUGGAGAUAAAGAGGCUGCGGACAGAAAACAGACUCCUGAAGCAGAGGAUAGACACACUAGAGAAAGAAAGUGCUUCCUUGGCAGAUAGAUUGAUCCAGGGACAAGUGACUCGAGCUCAGGAGGCCGAGGAGAACUACCUGGUCAAGCGGGAGCUGGCCACAGUCAAACAGCAGAGCGAGGAGGCCAGUGCUCAGCUGGAGCAGGCCAAGAACACCAUCAGGCAGCUCCAGCAGCAGCAGCAGCAGCAACAGCAGCCUCAUGCGAAAGGAGCCCCUCGCUUCUCUGAGGAGUCGGUCCUGCAGCUGGAGAGAGAGCUGGUGCAGGCCAGGCUGAAGGAGGCAGAGUCCCAGUGUGCUCUCAAAGAAAUGCAAGACAAGAUCCUGGAGGUGGAAAAGAGGAACACAUCGCUACCGGAUGACACCAAUGUUGUACGACUACAAGAAGAGUUGAUUGGGGUGAAGCUGAGGGAGGCGGAGGCUCUGACGGGCCUGAAAGAGCUGAGGCAGCAGGUCAGAGAUCUGGAGGACCACUGGCAGCGUCACUUGGCACGCACCGCUGGUCGCUGGAAGGACAGCCCCAGGAAGAACACGCUGGGCGAGCUGCAGGACGAGCUGAUGAGUGUGAGGCUGCGUGAGGCCGAGGCUCAGGCAGAGCUGAGAGAAACACGGCAGAGGAUGCUGGAGCUGGAGACACAGAAUCAGAUUCACAGCAACCACCUGCGACGGGCCGAGCAGGAGAGCAAGAGUCUCCGGGAGCAUGUACAAACACUGACAGUGCAAAACAAAGAUUUGCAUGUGCAACUGCAGGAGAUCAAGCGGAGACAAGCUGAGAUUGAAUGCAAGAGUAAGGAAGAGGUGAUGGCAGUGAGGCUGAGAGAAGCUGACAACAUUGCUGCUAUGGCUGAACUCCAGCAACAGAUCUCAGAGCUCGAGAUUCAGAAAGAAGAAGGAAAGGUCCAAGGCCAGCUGAACCACACAGACUCAAGCCAGUACAUCCACGACCUCAAAGACCAGAUAAAAGAGCUAAAACAUGAGAUUUGCUGCUUAAAAGGGCAGAGGGGCAUGGCCAAACAGGCCGCUUUUGAUGGGAUCCACAUCGUCAAUCACUACGUGGGGGAUUAUGAGUCUUACCACUCUUCAGAUGAAGAUGGAGUCAAGGACCCCACCCUCCAGGACACCCAGCAGAGGAGCGGCAGUGGUGGCCGUAUCAGACUGCGCCCCAACCUCGGAGACACGGACAGCGAGGAUGAGGAGGAUGGGGAGGCCCUGCGGCUCACCGUACCUUCCAGCGGCAGCCACAAGUCGACCACCGUGUGACGAGCACCCGCUGGGUGCCAGAGUCAAGACGCAGGCUGUCAGCACUCAAUGAGGAAGAGUGAGUGUUCCCUGCAGCCCAUUUCAGAGGAGAGGUGUGGAUCUGGAGUACUGAAUUUCAGAAUGGAAAUGCAUCAUCAUUUCAUAUCAUAAGAAUCACACUUAUAGAUUUAGUUUUUCUUUGUUUACCUCCCUUCUGUAUCCUGUGUUUUCUGCUGGAGGCCAGCUAACAGCUGGCAGAUCAUCAGUCUGCACCUCAGCAGAGAAUGAAUCAAUGUGGAGCGUAUCAAACCCAACUGGGUUACAGAGACCAGAGGAUGAAGGGCAGGGUGAGGGGUUAGAGGGGGUCAGUCUAUCACUCCUCUGAUCCCCUUUAGCUAGGUACAACACAGAGAAAGAGACUGUGCAAUAAAAACAUUUUAUGUUAUCUUUCACACUUCAUCCAAUGUGUUUUUAUAUUUUUAAAGCAUUUUAUAAAUGAACAUCAAAGAUAUAUUGAUGCCGUUACUACUAAGUGUCCAUCAUGCAGAGGCAGAAUUGUAUGAGAGUGUGUGUGUCUGUGUGUAUGUAUGUGUGUGUGUGUAUAUCUAUUGUCUUGAUGAGCUUGAUCAGAGCAUGGUAUCAAAGCCGCUUGGAUCAGCCAGUGUUGACUUUUUGGCCUUAGCACAUGCUGCAUGCCUUUCACCAGGGCCGGUGCACCACGACAUCAAUGGUGACAUCUGCAAACUUGUAGAUAUGUAAAUGUGUAUUAUGUCUUGUUUUGUUUUUUGAAUUCCCUUUGAACUUGAAAAUAUGUAUGUACUGCAUAUCUUAUGUUUAAAAUAUAUUGUACAAUUCAGAAAAAAGGGACAUGUUAGUUUAAAUGAUAAAUCCUACUUUAGAGACCGCUGAGGAGAGAGAGUCUGAUAAAAGACAAACACUCAUCUUCAGACAGCUUCAGAUUAAUCAGAUGUUUUCUGAGCAGAAGAAAACAGGACAGAUUUAUUUCUGAACUACUGUUGCUGUUGUUCUCUGGAAGCAUCGCAACCUUACUUUCAAAAUGAACCCCUGCAGAAAAUCAGUUCAUUGAAUACUAAUUGCUGUUUCACCGAUAAGUCAAACAUGACUAAUGUCUAUCAUAUGCUUUGUGUCACAAAUUUGCACGGAAAUGGAUGACAGGCCUAGGGAACUUCAACUGGCUGAUAAAAGCUGAGAUAAUGCAUCGUAGUACACUUUAUAACACAGUAUGGAGGGGAGGCGAUGAUGCUUUUUUUUUUUUUUAAAUCAAGUGUACCAAAGUAAGCACUAUAUUCUGCAUUGUGCUGUCCACGGGCCAGUUCCACUCCAUUUCACACACAAAGGACCUGGUAAAUGUUUGUCUGAAUGUGUUGAACACUAACUCCUGUAUUCACUGACAGACGUGGUGGAAGUGAACGCAGCAGUCUUGGGGCUGUCAUGUCCAGGAAACAA